GGGGCCUGGCAAGGUGUGAUAGGUGUUCGGUGAGUGUGGGGCCACACACACACACACACACACACACUGAGCUGUCCGGCGUUGCCCCUAAAAGCAAAGAGGCGAAACAUGCUAAUCACUACUAUCAGCACCACCACAGCCACCGCACGUCGCAGCGCGCUCUUACUCCGUCCCCCACUGACUCCGGGCUCGCGCUUCGCUCCUGAAACUCUGCUCCGUGACGCUAAAAUAAGCUCGUGCAGCCAUGCCGAAAGCAGGAAAACAGGAGGAGCGGUAUUUUUAGCGCCGUGCGCUUCGCACCACGUGCCCCCGAGGUAAACCGGAUGGCCAUUGCGCGAAGGUCGCUUGUCAGUAUGGUCCGCGAGGCCAGCGCGCGCUGGCCGCUCGCCGCUGUGCUCUUCCUGGGCUUGCUGACCGGGAUCGGGCCGCCCAGCGCCAGCGCCACCAACGGGACUUGGCCCGAGCGCCGCUGGGAGAGCCUGCUGUCGCGCUCUGUGCUGGCCAUCUCGGGCGAGAGGGCGGACACGAGCUGGGAGAGCGACUAUUUGCUGGGCAUCAAGCGCGUGCGACGGCUCUACUGCAACGUGGGCAUCGGGUUUCACCUGCAGGUCCUCCCAGAUGGCCGGAUCAGCGGUGUGCACGACGAGACCCAGUACAGUCUGAUCGAGAUUUCUGCGGUGGAGCGCGGGGUGGUGAGUCUGUACGGCGUGAAGAGCGAGCUGUUCGUCGCCAUGAGCAGCAGGGGAAGACUGUACGGAACGCCCACCUUUAAAGACGAGUGCAAGUUCAAGGAGACCUUGCUGCCAAAUAACUAUAAUGCCUACGAGUCUUCCGUUUACAAGGGAUUCUAUAUCGCUCUCAGCAAACAUGGCAGAGUGAAGAGAGGCAACAAGGCCAGCACCUCCAUGACAGUCACUCACUUCCUCCCUCGAAUAUGAGCAAGACUGGCAGAAGCGCUCUCGUUUUGCACAUGUGGUUUGCUCUCCAACAUGGGAGACUCGAAACGAUGAAUACGUACCCACCAAAAAGAGACUGCAAGAAUACUACUCCGAUAAUAUUUAUUGUGACUUUAUAUAUGUAUAUUUGGAUAGCCAAAGGUUUUUUUUGAUUUUUAUGUAUAUGCCAUUUUUGCUGCUUCUUCUUUUUUUACAUUAUUGCUUGUGGAUAUGGAGGCAUUGCCAGUCUCCUCACCUUACUCGGGUGCUUAAAAGGACAUAAGGAAAUACUGGAACAGACAGAAGAUUUCCUCUUCAGCUUUAUACAGCAAAAUGAUUUUUUUUUUUUUGUUUAAUUACCUCAGAGCCGCCAAUGGGUUAAAGGGAUUUACGGAGUUAUGCAGAAAAUUAAUUACCCCCUUUUUUGUCUAUGCCAAAGCAAGCUUGAUAGUUUCAUUUGUGCUGUCAGGUUAUAUAUACUAACAUAUCUAGAUUUUUUUUGUUUUGUUUUGUUUAUUUUUUUCUCUAGUUCUCCUGCCAUGGAAAUGUGAGAGCACUUAAAGCAACACCGAUCCCUUUUUUGCUGCAUGAUGAGCUGAGGUGCCUUGGCAUUCCUCCAUGCCGCCCCUUUAACAUGCAUUCUCCGAACGCCCCAGGGAGUCAGAAAUAGGGCUGACAUGUUAGCCAGGGCUCUGGCGGGACUCUCCCGCAAG
Molecule: messenger RNA, 1648 nt
Organism: Pangasianodon hypophthalmus (striped catfish)
Lineage: Eukaryota; Metazoa; Chordata; Actinopteri; Siluriformes; Pangasiidae
Gene: fgf6b
Product: fibroblast growth factor 6b
Exons: 3
Coding region: 324-938 (204 amino acids)
Biological process (GO): positive regulation of gene expression; positive regulation of cell population proliferation; cell differentiation
Cellular component (GO): cytoplasm
Molecular function (GO): fibroblast growth factor receptor binding; growth factor activity
Source: RefSeq, a predicted model, not a curated record